CCGUGAUUGGACGACGCCACUUCUUAGGAAUGGCAUCAAACUAUUUAAAUAGCACUUUGUCCCCCCUCGGCUUAAAAGGGAGAUUUUUAGCGGCCGAUACCAGAAAGGACAAGUUUUCAAUCAAGACACAAGAAGACUUUUUUCACGGUGGAACUUUGUAAUUUGAAAUAAUUCUCCAUUAAUUCACUCUUGAGGAUUAUUGCUGGAUUUCUAAAUAUUUUUGCGGGAUUGUAUUACUUUUGCUCUGCUGUUUUCGUUAAUCAGGCAGCAGGUUGGUGCUUCAUUCACCAUGAAGUUGACAGGGAUAUUUUUGCUUCUGAUGUGUUGGAGCUGCGAGGGCGCGCGAGUUGCAGAGAGCCGAGACGACAAUAGCGUGUAUGACUUGUUUGAGCUGGUCAAAGUCCCGAAGAAGAACCACGGGGUGACCCUGGUGAAAGGAGACGACCCGUACAGCCCCGCUUACAAGAUCCUCAACCCGGACCUGAUCCCCCCGGUCCCCGAGAGCGCCUUUAGGGACCUGAUCGACUCCAUCCACGCCGAGAGGGGGUUCCUCCUCCUGCUCAACUUCAAGCAGUUCAAGCGGACCAGGGGCUCCCUCCUGACCGUGGAGAAGAAGGACGGUUCCGGACCCGUGUUCGAGAUCGUCUCCAAUGGAAAGGCGAACACCCUCGACAUAGUUUUCUCCACCGAGAACAAGCAGCAGGUGGUUUCCAUUGAAGAUGCGGACCUGGCUACGGGGCAGUGGAAGAAUAUCACGCUGUUCGUGCAGGAGGACCGCGCGCAGCUGUACGCCGGAUGCGAGGAGGUGAACACCGCGGAGCUGGACGCGCCCAUCCAGAGCAUCCUCACCCUGGAGACCCCGGUCAGCUCCCAGCUCCGGAUCGGCAAGGGAGCCGUGAAGGACAGGUUCAUGGGGGUCCUACAAAACGUCCGGUUUGUGUUUGGAGCGUCACUGGAAGCGAUCCUGCGCAACAAAGGAUGCCAAAGCUCUAUAAGGACUGACUCCCUGGUCCUGGAGAACCUCAAUGGAUCCUCAGCAAUCAGAACAGAGUACACCGGACACAAGACUAAAGACCUGCAGAUGGUCUGUGGCUUCUCCUGUGAGGAUCUGAUCGGCAUGUUUAAGGAGCUGAAGGGCCUCGGUGUGGUGGUGAAGGAGCUGUCCAAUGAGCUCCGCCAGCUGACGGAUGAGAACAAGCUGAUUAAGAACCGGAUUGGCAUUCACAGCGGAGUCUGCAUCCACAACGGCAUCGUGCACAAGAACAGAGACGAGUGGACCGUGGAUGACUGCACCGAGUGCACUUGUCAGAACUCUGCUACCGUGUGCCGCAAGAUCUCUUGCCCCCUGCUCUCCUGUGCUAAUGCUACUAUUGCUGAUGGAGAGUGCUGCCCUCGCUGUGGAACACCGAGCGACUAUGCAGAAGACGGCUGGUCGCCGUGGUCUGAAUGGACCCAUUGUUCCGUGUCAUGUGGGCGGGGUAUCCAGCAGCGUGGGCGCUCUUGCGACCGUAUCAAUAGCAACUGCGAGGGCACCUCUGUGCAGACCCGCGACUGCUACCUCCAGGAGUGUGACAAGCGAUUCAAGCAGGACGGCAAUUGGAGCCAUUGGUCACCCUGGUCCUCCUGCUCCGUCACCUGUGGUGCUGGUGUAAUCACCCGUAUCCGCCUUUGCAACUCCCCCACCCCUCAGCUUGGAGGCAAGAACUGUGAGGGAGAAGGACGGCAAACUGAGAAGUGUCAGAAAUCUCCGUGCCCAAUCAAUGGUAACUGGGGACCCUGGGCUCCAUGGGACACCUGCACUCUCACCUGUGGAGGCGGUGUCCAGAAUCGAAAACGCCUGUGCAAUAACCCUGAAUCCAAAUACGGUGGCAAAGAGUGUAUCGGUAAUCCCAAAGACACCCAGAUGUGCAACAAGAAAGCCUGUCCAGUUGAUGGGUGCCUGUCCAACCCCUGCUUUGCUGGAGCCAAGUGCACCAGUUUACCUGAUGGGUCCUGGAAGUGCGGAAAGUGCCCAGCUGGCUACGCUGGCAAUGGUAUCAAGUGCAAAGAUGUUGAUGAGUGCAAGGAGGUCCCAGACGCUUGCUUUGAGUUUAAUGGCGUGCACCGCUGUGAGAACACUGAGCCUGGCUACAACUGUCUGCCAUGUCCUUCUCGCUACUCAGGACCCCAACCGUUUGGCAAAGGUGUGGAGCAGGCCGCUGCCAAGAAACAGGUGUGCACAGCCCUUAAUCCCUGCCUCGAUGGAAGCCAUGACUGCAACAAAAACGCCCGUUGUAACUACCUUGGACACUUUGCCGAUCCCAUGUUCCGCUGUGAGUGCAAGCCCGGCUAUGCUGGCAACGGCCAUAUCUGCGGAGAGGACACAGAUCUGGAUGGAUGGCCCAACUCUGACCUGGUGUGUGUGGAGAACGCCACCUACCACUGCAAGAAGGACAACUGUCCAAACCUCCCUAACUCUGGGCAAGAAGAUCACGAUAAGGAUGGCAUGGGAGAUGCCUGUGACACCGAUGAUGACAAUGAUGGCAUUCCUGACGAUAGGGACAACUGCCCAUUCGUUUACAACCCCAGGCAGUAUGACUAUGACCGCGAUGAUGUUGGUGACCGCUGCGACAACUGCCCUUACAAUAGUAACCCAGACCAAACGGACACAGACAACAAUGGAGAGGGAGACGCCUGUGCUGUGGACAUUGAUGGAGAUGGCAUAAUAAAUGAGAAAGACAACUGCCCCCAUGUGUACAAUGUCGACCAGAAGGACACAGAUCUGGACGGCGUGGGAGACAUGUGUGAUAACUGCCCUCUGGAACAUAAUCCAGAUCAGGUGGAUUCAGAUGAUGACCGAGUGGGAGACAAGUGUGACAGCAACCAGGACAUCGAUGAGGACGGACACCAGAACAACCUGGACAACUGCCCGUAUAUCCCCAACGCCAACCAGGCUGACCAUGACAAAGAUGGCAAGGGAGACGCCUGUGAUUAUGAUGACGAUAACGAUGGUGUCCCUGAUGACAAGGACAACUGCAGACUGGCCUUCAACCCUGACCAACUGGACUCUGACGGUAAUGGUCGUGGAGAUGCUUGCAAAGACGACUUUGACCAAGACAACGUGCCUGACAUCUACGACGUGUGCCCAGAAAACUUUGACAUUAGUGAGACAGACUUCCGCAAGUUCCAGAUGGUUCCUCUUGACCCCAAAGGCACUUCCCAGAUUGAUCCUAACUGGGUCGUCCGCCAUCAAGGCAAAGAGCUGGUUCAGACUGUCAACUGCGACCCCGGAAUCGCUGUCGGUUAUCACGAGUUUAAUUCAGUGGACUUCAGCGGGACUUUCUUCAUCAACACUGAGAGGGAUGAUGAUUACGCCGGCUUUGUGUUUGGAUACCAGUCCAGUUCAAGGUUCUACGUGGUGAUGUGGAAGCAGAUUACACAGACAUAUUGGUCGAAUAAACCCACCAAGGCCCAGGGCUACUCUGGCUUGUCCAUUAAAAUUGUUAACUCCACCACUGGUCCAGGAGAGCACCUCAGGAACGCCCUCUGGCACACAGGAAAUACACCAGGACAGGUCCGCACUCUCUGGCAUGACCCCAAGAGCGUUGGAUGGAAAGACUUCACCGCCUACAGAUGGCAUCUGAUCCACAGGCCGAGAACAGGACUUAUAAGAGUUGUGAUGUACGAGGGCAAGAAGAUCAUGGCAGAUUCUGGUAACAUCUAUGACAAGACAUAUGCUGGCGGCAGGCUAGGUCUUUUUGUCUUCUCACAAGAGAUGGUAUACUUCUCAGACCUCAAGUAUGAAUGCAGAGAUACCUAAAUGCACUGCCCAGAAAGCUCUGAGGAAUGCACCUUUUUUGUAUAAAGUAUGAACUUAUGUAUUCUGAUGCAAAGUCCAGGGACCGAUUUAUCCCCGCAACUCUUUCUUCUGCGGCACGCACACUCUGACGACGCGAAGGGCAUGUGGUCAGCCUCAGGGUAACUUGAAGCUGGUUUGGGCGAAGCACCGACCGGUUGACUGCCAGUUGAGGAUCAGAGAGCUCCGUCUCCUCCACCCUUAGCAUCCAUGAGGGCAGGGAGAGCUGGGGGGGAAAAGCAAGCCCUCGAGCUUCGCCAGUAGGACACAAACACCUUUCUAUCCCAGCUCUGCCUGCUUUUUGCUCUCUGAAAGACCUCAUUCAUCUCUGUGCGGCAGCGGCUCCACAUAGACAACUAUGCACUUCCAAACCUUUACAUCUCUCUCUCUCUCUCUCUUUCUGUCUCACCACUUCAGCCUGUGUGCCUUUCUACCUUCUGGAUGGACAUCCCAAAGAAAAAAUAAACUGAUGAAAUAUUUCUUUACCAGAUCUGCCAGGAUGUAGAUACUGAAUGAUAUAACAUUUGAGGACUCAGAGGAUGAAGACAGCAAUACAAUUUGUUUAGGGUCAUGAUUGUUAAGGACUUAAGAACUGUUGGGAGUUGAGCGAGUUUGAAAUAAGGGGAACAUGAUGAUUGUGGUUAUGCAUGUACUGUAAGUGGAAGACUGGAAAAAGAAAGUGUGUUUACCCAUCUACUAAUAUCUGUAGAGAAGAGAAUUACAAAGUUACAUUUAGGAUAGCUAUCUUUGAACUCACAAGUAUCAUGGGCUUUGUUGAUGCUGUCUGGUUGACUAAACAAAUCUCAGGGUGGGAUGGAAGUAAGAUCUUCCUAUAUCAAACCAGCAAGAACAAAUAUGAGGAUUAUUUCACAGCCAGUGCUCCCUCCAAAAUACUCCCCUUCUGACAUCAAAACAUUGGUCAUUAAGAUUUAUCAGCCUCUGAGGAUUUCAAUUUUAUAAGUAUGUAAAUACAUGUAAUUUAUUGACGUUUGCCUACAAUGUAGGCAGCAAAGGAAAUUUGAAUGCUUUGAAAAAGUAAAAGAAGUCCAUCCAAUAUUACAGUGAAAACUGAUCCAAAAUUGGGUACGGCCAGGUAUCGAUGUCUCUCAUCUCCCGCUGUACAAAGCCAACUAGAUAUGCUUCAGAUAGGGCUAUCUAGCAUGAAGUGUAUGUGACUCGUGUGCCUUUUCUUAAGAGAGAGAUGAAAAACAAAGGAAAUCUUUGUUGUACAAAUAUUACCUCAUUGCUGUUGUAUAAUUUGAUUAAACAAAAACAAAACCUAUAGAAACUUUUUUUUAUAUUCCUUUGAAAUGAUGGACAUCUUGGUGCCACUGUAGCAUGAGCUGUAAAUAGUAUGUCAUUUCAUAUCUAAAACAAAUACAAGCUCCCAAUCCCGUGAUCUACAACAGAGAAAAUAACAGUACAAUGGGAGAUUUCCUUUUAUAAAUAAUUUUGCUCCAUCAUGUUUGUCCAAUGCUGUUUUUAGCAGAUAAAUUAUUGUUUUGUCUUAGCUGUUUGCAAGAGGUUGAUUUGUAUGUGCGUGUGUGUAGAUAAAUGCUAUUUAAAUAAUUUAUCAGGAUUUGUCGCCUUACCAAAGGCCACACGUCCAUCUGUAUAAACGGUUUGCACACUGA
Gymnodraco acuticeps is the source of this 5469-nucleotide messenger RNA. It is a transcript of the gene thbs1b, whose product is annotated as thrombospondin 1b. Gene Ontology annotation, cellular component: extracellular region. Gene Ontology annotation, molecular function: calcium ion binding; protein binding. The record is from RefSeq and is a predicted model, not a curated record. The transcript has 23 exons. Gene Ontology annotation, biological process: negative regulation of angiogenesis; cell adhesion. NCBI's taxonomy places the organism in Eukaryota, Metazoa, Chordata, Actinopteri, Perciformes, Bathydraconidae. The coding region runs from base 290 to 3799 and encodes 1169 amino acids.